Molecule: messenger RNA, 647 nt
Organism: Gongylonema pulchrum
Lineage: Eukaryota; Metazoa; Nematoda; Chromadorea; Rhabditida; Gongylonematidae
Source: the annotation of a GenBank genome assembly
UUGCAGGUGAACUGUGUAUUAUCAACGUCAUUAUCAGCACCAAUAAUACUCAAACAGCGGCUGAAAUCAUUCGGCAAUUAUUGCGGAAAAUUUUGCACUGAAGACUGGGGCAACGAUCAUAAUGGACGACGAGUGUAUGGUUCGAUAAUGCUAAGCGUACAGUUCCUCGUACCGCUCAUAAUCAUCACGUUCUGCUACACCGCCAUUUCAUUCAAAUUAGGCAAACAACGAGCAGCUGUGAAACGUCGGCAAAGAACCAACCGAAUGCUGAUCGGAAUGGUCGUAGCAUUUUCGGCAAGCUGGUUCACCAGUGUACUGUUCAAUGUGCUUAGGGACUAUGAUCGUUUACCGGCUUGGUUCCGUGCUCAAGAAUAUUUUUUCGGGAUCGCAACCCAUUGCAUUGCCAUGUCUUCCACUAUAUGGAAUCCACUGUUGUAUGCAGCGCUCAACUUACAAUUGCGUGCUGCUUUUUUACGUUUAUUACCGGACUGUGUAAGAUUAGGCAAUUCGCGAAGUAGUACACUCAACGAUAAGCCACUGCUUCCGCACAGCAAAAGUGGUAAUCGAAAUGGAAGAAGUCGAACUACAGAAAGUGAUGAGAGGAGACGGCAAGUGCAAUUUUUCAUGCAUUUUUACGUCAAUUAAGA